AUGGGUUCAGUUUUACACCAGGACUAUCAAGGAGGCUGUACGAAAACAGAGGAGGAGGAGGGGCAGGCCGCAGAGGAAGACCCUCAGUCUUACCACGGCGUGGGCGUGUGCAAGUGGUUCAAUGUUCGGAUGGGUUUUGGGUUCCUGUCCAUGAACACACGAGAUGGUGUGCCUUUAGAAACUCCAGUCGACGUGUUUGUCCAUCAGAGUAAACUGCACAUGGAGGGUUUCCGCAGUCUGAAGGAGGGUGAGGCUGUUGAAUUCACCUUCAAGAAGUCUUCCAAGGGUCUUGAGUCUCUGCGGGUGACGGGUCCUGGAGGAGCUCACUGUCUGGGCAGCGAGAGGAGACCCAAAGGCAAGAGCGUCCAGAAACGCAGGGCCAAAGGAGACAGGUGUUACAAUUGUGGCGGUCUGGACCACCAUGCCAAAGAGUGCAAGUUGCCUCCCCAACCCAAAAGAUGCCAUUUCUGCCAAAGUGUCGCACACAUGGUCGCCAACUGCCCCGCCAAAGCCCAGCAGUCAUCUCAGGAAAAGUCUAGCGGUGUCCAAGAGGUGAAAGCGGAGCACAGUCAUUCCCCGCCACCCACUGGAAGCACCGACUGA
Messenger RNA from Labeo rohita (rohu), 603 nucleotides. It is a transcript of the gene lin28aa, whose product is annotated as lin-28 homolog Aa. Gene Ontology annotation, molecular function: zinc ion binding; nucleic acid binding. The transcript is spliced from 4 exons. The record is from RefSeq and is a predicted model, not a curated record. The coding region runs from base 1 to 603 and encodes 200 amino acids. NCBI's taxonomy places the organism in Eukaryota, Metazoa, Chordata, Actinopteri, Cypriniformes, Cyprinidae.